Molecule: messenger RNA, 3011 nt
Organism: Scomber japonicus (chub mackerel)
Lineage: Eukaryota; Metazoa; Chordata; Actinopteri; Scombriformes; Scombridae
Product: ras association domain-containing protein 10-like
Exons: 1
Coding region: 402-1841 (479 amino acids)
Biological process (GO): signal transduction
Source: RefSeq, a predicted model, not a curated record
ACCUCUCCUCCUCUCCGGUGCAGUCCUGAGAUCAUUCUGCCGGGGAGAGAGGGAUGACGUCCCGGCAAGAGAAGACGGCAGUCCGUCUGGAAAGCGAGCACUGGAAAAAUAUGAAUGGAUGUAAUUUGUUUAAAGACAGCUGUGACAGUCCUUCACUGGUUGACAAGGUUACAUGUUGGGACCUGUGAACGCAUUUAAAGUGGGGAGGUGAUGAGCAGCGACCGGAGCGCAGACAUUAUGUUUUGGAUUUGUUUGUUUUUCUUCAAUUGAUUUCAAAUUUUGACAUUUCUCACUACAAAUGGAGUCAGACCUGUAAAGAUUAAUUUUCUUCACCUCCUGAACUGUCUCAGACUAACACAAAGAAGAGUCACUGAAGCAACUUUGUCAGAGUUGAGCCGGAGAUGGAGCCAGAGGAAGGGAAGGUCUCUGUGUGGGUUUGCCGGGAGGAGAAGCUUGUCUCCGGGCUGACGAAGCGCACUACCUGCGCCGAUGUCGUCAAAGUCCUGCUGGAGGACCAGAACCUGCGGCAGGGAGCCUCUGCUGCGAUGCUGUCCGGCUCCCCUCAGUCCUACUGCGUGGUGGAGAAAUGGAGGGGCUUCGAGAGGAUUCUACCCAACAAGACCAAAAUCCUCCGGCUCUGGAGCGCAUGGGGAGACGAGCAGGAGAACGUCCGCUUCGUCCUGGUGAAGAAUGAGGCUUCGCUGCCCAACAACGGUCCACGCAGCGCCGAGGCCAAGGUGGUCCAGAGCCGGGAGAGUGGUGGUCCGGGUGGGGGGCUCCUCAAGGGCACCGCAAAGACCUGCUGGACCGCCGCGGCCGCUGCUGCCAACCUGUCCCAAGAAAAACAGAGGCGCAUAGUCAGGAAAGCCUUCAGGAAGUUGGAUAAGAUGAACAAAAAGAAAGAACAGACUGUUUGUAAAGAUAAGAGCUCUGUGGAGAAGAUGGAGACUCUGGUCCACCUGGUGAUCUCUCAGGAUCACACGAUCCGGCAGCAGAUCCAGAGGAUCAAGGAGCUGGACCGGGAGAUCGAGAGGUACGAGGCUAAAGUGCACUUCGACCGCAUCAAGAGACACGGGGUGAACUAUGUGCAGGACACAUACAUGGUGGAUUCAUAUGUGGUGGACUCCACGGACGCCAAAGGGGACCGGCAGGACGCACGUUGCACAGCGGAGGCCCUCGCGCAGUUCGAGGAGUACGCGCGCAGGUGUGAGGAGGUGGUCCGGCUGCAGGAGGAGUUGAUGGAGCGCGAGGCCCUUGUGGAGAGCAUCACGGGAGAGAUCCAGGAGGAGCUCAACCAGAGGUGGAUGAAGCGGAGGCGCGAAGAGAAAGGAGCAGAAGCAUCCAAGGACACAGACAGCGUAGCGGAGGACACGUGCCUGGCCGCGUCUGCUGCUCCAGAGGUGGAGCCAGAUGUGGAGAGUCUGUCAGAGAACGAGCUCGUGCUGGAGGAGGAGAGGAUCAAAACGCAGCUGGACACCAGUCUGUACAUCGGUCUGAGGCUGAAGACAGACCUGGACGCCAUCAGGGGGGACUUGGACCUGAGUCUGGCACUCUGGGAGACCAAGGAGAGUGAACUGCUGGAUCUACUGGCCAAAGUGGAAACCAUGGAGAUAGAGCAGGAGAGCAACACACUGACUGAUGAUAGUAAGGGAGAGCUGGGUGCAGUGAGUGCUGACACUGAGGCUGUGUCAGCAUCAGCAGAGAAGAGCAGCGUCUGGGUGGAGAAGGCCCGAGGUUUGUCAAAGACCUGCAACACAAACGAUGAGGACUCGGACACGGGCCUGAGCUCCAUGCACAGCCAGGACUCUGAUAACCCGCCUGUGUGUGAGUCGCUUGUAUAGACAGACUCACUGUGCAUGUUGGACUUUUAUGCAAUUCAAAGCCACAGACUCAGGGUCAGAGAAAUCAGUGUUGGCAAUACUGGGAGAUGUUCCUCCCGACCCAAAUGCACCUCAGUACAGAAACUGUAAUUCUAUAGCAAUAAUUCCUGUAUGUAGUCGUUGCACAAUAAGCUAGAAGGGACAGCAUGCUUAGAGGUUUGAUAGGCCAUGCUGCUCCAUAGCUGACCCAGACUUUUUACCUCCACGAGGUGAGUCAACAAAGUACCACUUAGUAGGAGAAAAAGCCUAGAAGAGUAUUAAUAUAAGCCACUUAUAAUCUGUAGUCUUCAAAGAGUUAAUAACAGCUUGCUUUUGUCAGGAGACAGUCAGAUUUCUGCUGUAUGCAAGGUAAGGAUAAGUGUUGUUUCCAAGGCACUCUAAUGGCCAUAAACAGACAGGUUUCCUUUAAAAGGUCAAAAUCAAGUGUACCUUAAUGCACAGCAAAGUACAGUCUGCUAUCCAUCACUAUACUGAUAGACAGGUCAGCUUCAAACAUGCUAUUAAAGCUCAAACAAAUACAUAAUAAAGGUUGGAUCAGUUUGCUUCAUCCUAUUCAAAGUGAGAUUGGAUUUUUGUACAAAAUACAUUUAAAACUGAUAUUCAGCACUGCUCAGUGGUCUGAAUUUAAUCAAUUGUUAAAAAAGAGAAAUGGAGACUUUGUGAAUUGGAGUAGAAACACUGAUCCUGGUCCUGCCUGCUAAGCAGAGUUGAUAUUGUCCUCAGUAUAAAUGUAAUGUCUGUCUCUUAAGCACAAACAAAUUAUAUUUAUUUAAUCCAGUUUUAGAGCUGGAUAGAUGACCAGCUGUUGUACUUUGUCCUGUACUCCAUAGGUUGGAUUUGAACAUGAAACACUUGUUUCCUGGUUCUUUUUGUUAUCGCAGCUCUUUUGUGACAGUGUCAUGGUUGUUUAAAGCUAUGGUUCCCAACAUAUUGGGCUUGUGACCCUUUAAAAUAAUACAACCCAUCAGACUCAUUAAAAGUUACAUUUUUCUAGAGCCAUGAGCAUUACAAACAAGCAAAGAAUGACUUUCUUCUUGCUCUGAUUGUUUGUUUUGAAUACUUAAAACUAUCAAGAAAGAAUGAAUUAUGAGUGCAACAAAAAAAAUCCUCCUAAAUUGGGAAUCACUGGUU